AUCAUUUCUCAGUGCAUUAAGAUAGAACAAGGUAAAGAGUAACAGAAUGCGAAAGUAUAGCAGCUGCAGAGAACAUGCGGUGCAGGUAAUCUCUUCACUGUUAUCCACACCAUGCAGCUGUUAGGGAUGGGGGAGCAGAUGACUCUGAUCACUGAAGUGUCUGUCAGUGAUUAAUUCUGGAGACGAUCAUUGAAGUGUCUGCCGGUGAUUACUCCAGAGACGAGCAGCGCACUGAUUCUGGUCAAAGUGCGGAAAACUGACGGAAUAUGCUGGAUCUGAGAACAAUCAGAAAGGUGUACUUCCUCCUGCCUCUUCUUCAAGCCGCCGUGUCAAAUGAGUGGUCAGCUGACACACCAUCACAUGUGACAGCACAGAGAGGCUUGUGUGCCCGGAUUCCAUGCCGCUACCGUUAUCCAUUACGUCUGGAUGAAAGGUCAAGGACUGGUAUUUGGUAUAACAGUGAAGAACCGAAAAAUCGUUAUAUAGUCUUACACUCCACUAAUCACAGUAUUGAGACACUGAAGUUUCGUGAUCGGACCCGUCUGUCUGGAGACUUGAAAGACGGUGACUGUUCCCUGGUUAUCGACGACAUCAAACAGGAAGAUGAAGGGCCAUACUUUUUCAGGAUUGACUUUGACAGAGUGAAACGUCACAACUAUCUCCCUGCUACGCAGCUCCAUGUUUCUGAUUUCACAGAUAAACCCAUAAUAUUCGCUGCUGAACUUGUUGAAGGAAAGUCUGUGAACAUAACCUGCAUCUUUAACACCACGUGCGAUGGAACUUUACCCACCUUAACCUGGGUCACCCCCACUGAUGUACCACCAUCAGUCUCAAGCAGUGUAACUCGGUGGCAUAACACUCUGACAUAUACUUCUGUCCUGACCAUGACCCCAGCGCUCAGACACCACGGGCAAAGUCUCACCUGCAGAGUCAGAUACCCAUCAGUUUCAUCGGAGCAGACCCUCACACUAACUGUGCAGUACGCUCCACAGAAUCUCUCAAUCACUUCUCCCGAAAAUGUGGAUAAUUUCUGGCUGAAUAUGAAGGAGGGGAUUCCUAUGUCGAUCCUCUGCUCCGUCCAGAGUUUCCCAGCAUCUAACCUGACAUGGAGACAUCUCGGUGUCACACUGCACACAACAAGUUCCAGUAAUGAGCUGUGGCUGGAGCUCCCUCAUGUGACACCCCAGCAGGCCGGAGUCUAUCAGUGUGUGGCAGAGAAUGAACACGGGACAGCAGAGAGGGCCAUCACCCUCAGCGUGGAGUAUAAGCCUGAGAUUUCUCCGGAUUCAGGAUGCACUCGGACCCCGGAGGUCAUCUCAUGUGUGUGUGCAGCCAGAUCGAACCCACCCGGAGAGCUCACCUGGCACCUCCCCCUCACCAACCUCAGUGGGAACCGGACGCACGGUCGUUUCCAGACGUGGCAGGUGGAAGACGGGCAUCUGGUGACUGGCUGUCUGACCUUGGGUGUGGGUGAGGGAGAGGAGGAUGUGACCGCCUUCUGUACAGUCCGAAACCAGCAUGGAGAGGUCAUGUUCACUGUGUCCCUGUGGAUGAAAGGUGGGGUCUCUGCUGUUUGGAUGGCAGUGUUACUCACGAGCAGCCUCAUUCUCAGCACGCUACUGGCCGGACUCUUCGUCUACAGGUGCAUCCAGAAAAGGGAUAGACGGACCAAGGAGAAGGACUUGGAGAUCUUGGACACCACCGUCAGCUCCAGUGCACGCUUGACCACACCUAAGGACACGGAGAGGCAGAGGACGAGCCGCAUCCCACAGGAAGUUACAACAGUAAUGUCCGUUGGAGAGGGGGAGGAGUGUGGCCCGGUGUACGCCAGCCUGCGGGAGCUGCCGGGCGGUGGGGGCCCUCAGCGCAGGGGGGAGACGGUCAUAUACGAAGAGCUGCGCUUCCAGUCAAUUGGGCCAGUGUGAAGGGUCGCAGCGCCGGUGGACGGGGUGGGGGAGUGACUGGGAGCACGGCACAGAAAGUCUUCCGGUACUCAGGGGAGACGGCAAAUGGUGUAGGGAGCGCUGCAGCCAACUACAUAGUAAGAUCCCACAAAGCACAGGAUCCCACAGACCCAAGUUAUCAACUACUUUCUAAUAUUGUUCAUUGAUAUCAAAGGAAAUUGGAGACUCGCUGACACGGACAAAUAAAAUCUCAUUUCCUCUGUUCCAGGGUGGGGGGCGUAGGAGUGUGUUGAGGAGACAGCAUCGCUCAGGGAGCGCUGCUCGUGUGUGGGGGGAGCUGGUGAGGAGGGAGUACAAUGGAGAGGCCGUGAAGAGGUUGCGCCACGUUGUGGAAAGGGUGAGAGGAGAGAGCACUGUGUUGCGAGAGGGGCGUUGAGGAGGGUGCAUCGUGCUGUGAGAGGGACGGUGAGGAGGGACCAUCACGUUGUGGGAGAGGUGGUAAGAGGGAGCCCGCCUUGUGGGAGAAGAGGUGAAGAGAGAGCUCCGCGCUGUAGGACGGGCGGUUAGUGCCACGCUGUGGGAAGGCAGGUGAGGAGGAAACGUCGCGCAGUGGGCAGGGAGGUGAGGGAGCACUGCUUUGUAGGAGGAGAGGCGAUCUGUGUCCACCCUCGCUGCUGUGGCGUGACUACUGCGCUCCCCACGUGACAACGGUGAGCGGACCCCAAAACAUCCGAGUACGAGGUGGGGAUGUAGAGAUAAACUGGGGCUGUCCAAGAUGACUGCUGGGUCACUGUACUGAUCUCUGCCAGGUUACCUCCUCCUGCUGGAGUCAUAGACGGAGGCAGAUUAAACGGGGCUGUGAGGAGGACAGAAAACGUGGGGGCGGGGAGUGGGUGUAAUGUACAGAGACAGGCCUAGACUCUGCAGCUCCAAUAUCAUUCGUGACUAUCCGGUUUGUCAGGAAAAAAGAAACGGGAAGACAAAGAUUUUCUUCGUAAAAUAAUGAUAUGUUUUCAAUGCAGACAUUUUUUUACCCAGGGUUAGGGAAUUAAUGUUUAAUUUUAUUCUCCUUACUGUAGGAAAGAGUGAAGAUGAGGUUUGUGAGGACGUUGUCAGGACUCAUGGGAAUGAGUUAUGGAGAGAGGAUGAACAGGCUGAGAUUUGUAGCGUAGGAGAACGAGGUGUGAUUUUAUGGAGGUGUGUAAAUGUAUGAGGGGCACAUGCAGAGUCUAAGAUGAAAGGGGGAGAUUUAUUGGGAACUUGGGGUGGCAUCUUUUUCACCUAGAGGCUGAUCCAUAUAUGAAACGAGCUACUGGAGGAAGUGAUGGAGGGAAGAUGCCUGGACAGGUACAUGGACAGAGGGAUAUGGGCUAAAGGAGCUUGGAUGGUACUCUUGGUUGGCAUGGACAAGUGGGGUGGAAGGGCCGGUUUCCCUAACUUGUGACUCGAUGAAAGUUUUUAUAGUUCACUGUGCACAGGUUGCUGAUGGUUAAAAUACUGGGCAUGUUGAAAGGAAACACUGCAUUGGCGCUAAUUGUAUGGGGAUCCAAGUUCAAAGGCAAAGAUAUCUUGCCAAAAUCAUGCGUGGUCCUGAAACAUUGACCAGUUUCUCCUUGCACAGAAGGUGCCUGGCCAGUUGGGAUAUUGCAGCCAGCUCUGGGCUCCCUGUGAAGGGGAGUCUACUCGCGGAGUGGUGGGGGCUCAGACACUGCCUGUGUUCAGUGGCAGUACUGAUUGGUUGGAUAUUAGUGGAAUUGGUGGGUUGGGGUUUGGAGAGGGAAGUGUUGAUCAGGUCAAUAACGGAGACGGUCUUGUCCUGAUAUUACGGGUUAUGUGGUCUUCUGCUACUGUAGCUCACCCACUUCAAGGUUUGAACUAUUGUGCGCUCAGUGAUGUUCUUCUGCACACCACUGUUGUAGUUCGUAGUUAUUUGAGCUACUGUCGCCUUCCUGUCAGCUGAACCAGUCUGCCCAUUCUUCUGAGUCUCCCAUUAACAAGGCAUUUCCCCCCACAAAAUUGCAGCUCACCACUUUUUAUUUUCUUAUUUGUUUAUUUUUCACACCACACGUGAAACUCUAGCGACCAUUGUACAUGAAAAUCCCAGGAGUUCAACAGUUUCUGAGAUACUCCACCCACCCUGUCAGGCACCAAUAAUUAUUCUCCAGUCAGUCACUUAGAUCACAUUUCUUCACCACUCUGAUGUUUGGUGUGAAACUCUUGACCAUGUCUGUAUGCUUUUAAGCAUUAAGUUGCUGCCAGAUGAUUGGAUGUCCCUAAUAAAGUAAUCGCUGA
Mobula hypostoma (lesser devil ray) is the source of this 4196-nucleotide messenger RNA. Its product is annotated as sialic acid-binding Ig-like lectin 10. Lineage: Eukaryota; Metazoa; Chordata; Chondrichthyes; Myliobatiformes; Myliobatidae. The coding region runs from base 267 to 1925 and encodes 552 amino acids. The transcript has 10 exons. The record is from RefSeq and is a predicted model, not a curated record.